AUGUCAGGCCUUAGAGAUCUUCCAAUUCAACUCGAUGAAUUGAUGGAUAUCCUUAAAGAUUAUAUUGACUCUUUUAAUGCAUUAUAUCAAUUAAAAACGAACAAUGCAGAAGAGAGAAAAUCAAUUUACAAUAUGUUCAAAACGAAUUUGCUUAAAACAAAGAAAUAUCUUCCACAAACCAUAAUAGCAAUCAUAUCACGAUUGUAUACAUAUAAUAAUCGCUGCAUUAAGUCAUAUUUACAAUUAGUUAAGCAAAUAUAUGAUGAUUUUCAUCCCAAAAUUAUAAAAAAUGUCAAUGUUUGUUUUGAAUAUCUCUUUUACAAAGAAUAUGGAAUAUUGCUAGAAGAAUGUGGCACAGAACAUUUUAAAAAGCAUCAAGAUAUUGAUACAAACGUUCAUGAAGAAAACACAACAGGCAAAGCUAUUAUGGAUGAUGAUAAAAAUUUAUUUAUAUCAUUCACGGAAAGAGAAGGUUUUGAUCACAAACAAAAAAUAGCUAACGACUUAUAUCCUGUCGAUAAGCUAUCACUCCUUGAGCUGUGUUGUUAUCAUGGAUCAGUCAAUUGUUUCAAGUUUUUAAGAACAAAAUUUAACUCAGAAAUAACCAAAUUAUGUCUCGAAUUUUCAUUUUUAAGUGGAAAUCCAGAGAUCAUGAGCGAAUGUUUGAAAUAUCAGAAACCAAAUAAAGAUUGCAUGAAAUAUGCAAUUAUUUCACACAACAUUGAUUUUGUUACAUUCUUAAUGAAUGAAUACAACAUUAAAAUUAAUUUGGAAUAUUGUACGGAGUUCAGCAAUCCUCAUGCAUUUUUAGUUUAUUUAGAUCAAACACAUGAUUUUAAUAUGUGUUUGGUUUAUUCACCAAGGUUCUUUGAUGUUAAACUUUGUGAAUAUUUGAUUUCACAUGGUGCAAAAAUAUAUUCUGAAAAUGAUGAUAAAAAAAACGCACUUCAUAUUGCAGCAGAAUGUAAUAGCAAAGAAACUGCAGAAAUUCUUAUUUCACAUGGUGCAAAUAUUGGUGCUGAAUGCAGUUGUUAUAGAAAAACCCCUCUUCAUAUUGCAGCAGAAUGUAAUAGCAAAGAAACAGCCGAACUUCUUGUUUUACAUUGCAAGAAUAUCGAUGAAAAAAAUAUAAAUGAAAAAACCGCUCUUCAUUAUGCAGCCUAUCAAAAUAGUAAAGAAAUCGCAGAAUUUCUUAUUUUACACGGGGCGAAUGUAAUGGCUAAAAAUUAUCGUGAAUAUACACCUCUUCACGAAACAACAACGCACAAUUGCAAAGAAAUAGCAGAGUUUCUUAUUUCACAUGGUGCAGAUAUCAAUGCUAAAGAUAAGGACGGAAGAACCACUCUUCAUCUAGCAGCAUACAGUAAUAGAAAAGAAUUAGCAGAAAUGCUUAUUUCUCAUGGCGCAGAUAUCAAUGCUAAAGAUAAAAAGGGUAAAACGCCUCUUCAUGAAGCAGCAAAUAAUAAAAGCACAGAAACAGCAGAACUACUUAUUUCACACGGCGCAGACAUCAAUGAAAAAGAUGAAGAUGGAAAUACCGCUCUUCAUUUUGCAGCAAUGUCUCAUAGCAAAGAAAUAGCAGAAUUUCUUUUUUCACAUGGUGCGGAUACAAAUGCUAGAGAUGAAUUCGGAGAAACCCCUCUUCAUAAUGCAGCAUUUCAUAAAGAUGAAGAAAUAAUGAAGCUCCUUAUUUCACAUGGUGCAGAUAUAACUGCCAGAUCUAAAUCUGGAAAUUCUCCUCUUUAUUAUUCAACAUGGAAUCAAGGACAUUCUGAACUAGGGAAACAGCUUAUUGCUCCUGGUGAAAAUCAUGAUAAUGAAUCCAUUUCUGAUGAUAACGAGACUUCUAUUUUCACUAGGUGCCAAAUCUGA
This is a messenger RNA of Trichomonas vaginalis G3, 1872 nucleotides long. RefSeq names its product ankyrin repeat and SOCS box-containing protein 4 family. Gene Ontology annotation, molecular function: protein binding. The record is from RefSeq and is a predicted model, not a curated record. The transcript has a single exon. NCBI's taxonomy places the organism in Eukaryota, Parabasalia, Trichomonadida, Trichomonadidae. The coding region runs from base 1 to 1872 and encodes 623 amino acids.